AUGACGAAAAACAUGGAGGAUGUAACCAAGCAGAGCUGGACACUAGAAGAAGCAAAACUUGGAAGCACUGAGGAGAUUCAAGGAUACCAGAAAGAGGUUGCAAGUUUGAAGGAACAAGUGCAAGAACUCCAGAACCAAUCACAAGAGAAAACUGAGCGACUAAAAACUGCCGAAGCAAAUUCUGUUGCUUUACAGAAACAAUCUGAAGGUUUACUUCUUGAGUAUGAUCGCCUCAUUGCGGAGAACAGGGAUUUGAGGGACCAACUGCAGUCAAUUGACAUCCGCCUGUCCCAUUCUGACGGAAAGAAGAACUCGUGA
Molecule: messenger RNA, 318 nt
Organism: Miscanthus lutarioriparius
Lineage: Eukaryota; Viridiplantae; Streptophyta; Magnoliopsida; Poales; Poaceae
Source: the annotation of a GenBank genome assembly